GUUUUAUCAAGAAUUAUUUAAAGCUAAAGAAUCAUUUAAUAUACAUGAAGAUUAUAAGUUUAAGGCAGUAUGCGAUACCUUGCAUACCAGAAUGAUUGAAUUAGAAGAAAUUAAUAAUGGUGAUUAUAAUGGAGCUAAUCCUCUUACUGAUGAAGAAAUGAUUCAAAUCUUUGAGCAUCCUAAUAUGUCAAAUAAUACACCAGAUGGAUUAAUAAGAAGACAUCCAAAACAUAUUAUAUCACCAGAUGAAAAUGGAACACAUGGGGCAUGCUAUGAUAUUAAAAAAUACUUAAACCUGCGACCAAAAAAUGCCAAAGAAAAUCUUAUUUCUAACGAAAUAUCUAAAGAAGAAAUUAAUAUAUCAGAAACAGAAAAGGAACCAUUCUCUGAAAUCCAAAAUAUGAUUCCUUCAAAAUGUAUAAAUGAUUUAUUUCUUAAUAAUAGUCGACUUAAAUUUAUUAAUUGUAGUAAUAUUACUAUUAAUAUUGCAAAGUAA
Funneliformis geosporum is the source of this 496-nucleotide messenger RNA. Lineage: Eukaryota; Fungi; Glomeromycota; Glomeromycetes; Glomerales; Glomeraceae. The record is from the annotation of a GenBank genome assembly.